AUGUCUCUGGUACAAUACUCAGAUUCGGACUCCGACCCUGAACCACAAUCCAACCCAUCACCUCCUUCAUCAAAGAAAACCCACCCCAACCCCACAACACCAUCCCUCCCCCCUCUCCCAGAAUCAUUCCAUGACCUCUACGCCACAGCCACACGCGUAAGCGUACAAGAUGAUCCCAACCUUCACGAUGGCCGAGUCAGAAUAAUCCCCCACAUAGAAGGGAACUGGCCAACACAUGUGUAUCUCCAAUGGUAUCCAUGCGUUGAAGGACAAGGACUCCUUUACAAUACCCUCGUCCAAUGUGGGAUAGAUAUCUCGGACCGAUCUGAGAAUCAAGUGCAUAGUCUUCUCAUUAGCGAUCUCGGAGUCAAGUUACCGCUGCACAUUAGCUUGUCGAGGUCGGUGGUCGUGCGCACUGAGCAGCGUUUCGAGUUAACUGAUGCAUUGGAGAACGCGAUAAAGGAAUCGGGUGUUUUGUCAUUUUAUAUCCAGCCAGAUAGGUUAUAUUGGUCAUCUAACUACGAGAAGACUCGGUGGUUUCUCGUGCUAGGCGUGCAGAAACCAAAAAAUGAUGAGCUUAAUCGGCUCUUAAAGGUGACUAAUGAUGUUCUUGCUCGGUUUGGUCAGCCACCGCUGUAUGCAGCUCCCUUGGCGCAAGGACAGCAGUCUAGUUCGUCACCCCGUGGCCCGGACGGAAGUCUGGUGGAGGAUUUCUCGGAGUGCUUUCAUAUCUCACUUGCUUGGAGUCUUUCAGAGCCUAGUGCUAAAGACCGUGAACGCAUUGAUGCGAUCAACUUAGGAGCUUUGCGGGAAAAAAGGGUUGGAUUUGAUGUCGUCAGGGUCAAGAUUGGAAAUACCCGCACUUAUAUACCACUGAACACGAGGUGGUGA
Molecule: messenger RNA, 891 nt
Organism: Penicillium bovifimosum
Lineage: Eukaryota; Fungi; Ascomycota; Eurotiomycetes; Eurotiales; Aspergillaceae
Product: HVSL domain-containing protein
Exons: 3
Coding region: 1-891 (296 amino acids)
Biological process (GO): U6 snRNA 3'-end processing
Cellular component (GO): nucleus
Molecular function (GO): 3'-5'-RNA exonuclease activity
Source: RefSeq, a predicted model, not a curated record